CUUGGGUUCAUCCCUCGAGUUAUUCUUCCUAUAUUUUCGUCAUCCAUCUUCCCAUUACGGGAUCAUCAACGCGUAUUUCCUCCCAAUGGCUGCAUCAGACCAAGCAUACCAGCAGCAAGAGUUCAUUUUCACCCAGACAGGGCCUAUGCGGGUCAACAUGAUAAUUGUUCCUAAGAAAGAUGAGCAAAAUCCUCUCUACUUCAUACACGUCAAAGGAUCAAUUAGCGAUAACACGGAUAUCACAAUGCAUGCCGGUACCGACAAGAGUGAUCAGGUUCUCGGUAGCUGCAGGUUCAGCAAAUUCUACACCACUAAAAUGCUCCUCACACUCGGGGACCAGAAAUCGCAUAUGAUGUUCUCACCGCAAUAUGGCUGCUAUAGUUGGUCUCUAUUGGCUAUUCGUCACAUUCAUGGGAAGGUGCAACAAAGAAGGCGGGAAUUUCUAUGGAAAAGGACCGAAGAGUCGCGAGUGUCGGGCUCGCUAGGCCUGGAGUUAUGUGGUGUAGGCACGGCUGACGUUUAUGCUGUGUAUUUUGGAGCUGCACCGGGAAGCAGAAAGGUGGGAAUACUGCGGGUUAGAAUUGAUUUAGGCGAUAUGUGGAAGACGAUGGUACUUUUGACGCUGUCUGCAUUACUGGAGAAGGAGCGCCAGAGAAAGGCUAGAGAAGAGGGUAUUCGCACUGUGAUGUUGGUGUGCUAGUAUCCGAGUUUGUUCAGUUAUCUUGGUGACCUACAAGCUUCGGCUUUUCGUACUUAACAUAAGGAGUUUCUUAUAUGGAGGAGUCCCCCCAGUCUACGUGGCUUUGCGGGCGGAAUACGGAACCCCGCAGACGCUCUACCUGAUUUAAUUGUCGACAGACUUGAAGAUAAGAGCUGCGCCUUGCUGAAUGAAUCCCUUUUCCGUUUCUUAAUUGAGCAACUAGUUAUGAU
Aspergillus alliaceus is the source of this 930-nucleotide messenger RNA. RefSeq lists its product as uncharacterized. The coding region runs from base 86 to 700 and encodes 204 amino acids. The record is from RefSeq and is a predicted model, not a curated record. Lineage: Eukaryota; Fungi; Ascomycota; Eurotiomycetes; Eurotiales; Aspergillaceae. The transcript has a single exon.